Molecule: messenger RNA, 1976 nt
Organism: Musa acuminata subsp. malaccensis (wild Malaysian banana)
Lineage: Eukaryota; Viridiplantae; Streptophyta; Magnoliopsida; Zingiberales; Musaceae
Source: RefSeq, a predicted model, not a curated record
CUCUCUCUCUCUCUCCUUCACCUUCAUCUCUCCCUCCUCUCCCUCCCCCUCGCCUUGCUCUAACCCUAAUCGGUCCAGCUCUAACCCUCUCAGUCUUGUUGAUCUCCGCUACGAUUAGUCGCCGUGUUGAGGCAAUGGGCGCAUUGGAAGGAGAUUACGGUGGGAAUGCGGGCUGAGGAGAUCUGGUGGGGUGGCGAUGGGGAAAUCCGAAGAGGAGCAGCCUGCGCCCGCGCUGCCGACGUCCCCGCCUGAGGCUUCCGAGAGGAGUUCCGGCUCCGGAUUCCCGCGCUGCCGCUCGAUCGGGCGUGUAGUGCGGCCCCGCUGCGUCGCCGCUCUGAUUCUUGGCCUCGCGGUGCUGCUGUCGGCGGUGUUCUGGUUGCCGCCGUUCGUGAAGAUGUACGGGCGUCACGAUCGGGGUUCGCGGUUCACAGCUGAAGUUGUUGCGAGUUUCAGACUACAAAAGCCAGUGGCUCUGCUAAAUGCCAAUAUUGGAAAACUUCAAUUUGACAUCUUUGAAGAAAUUGGUGUCCCUGAUUCUUCGGUAGCCGUAAUCUAUCUGGAGCCUUUGGGUGGAUCUAACUGGACAAAUGUGGUUUUUGGAGUUUGGCCCUAUCCAAGAAAUUCAACUCUCUCAACAACUGGGCUAAGCAUACUUAGGGAGUCUUUUAUGUCCUUGGUCGUAAGGCAGUCAACACUUCAUCUGACUGCAUCCUUGUUUGGGAACUCAUGGUUCUUUGAAGUGCUUAAGUUUCCUGGAGGGAUCACCAUAAUACCCCCUCAAAGAGCUUUUCUUUUGCAGAAGGUGCAAAUGCUUUUCAAUUUUACUUUAAAUUUUUCUAUUGAUCAAGUCCAGGACAAAGUCAGUGAACUGAAGGAUCAGAUGAAGGCUGGACUACUUCUCAACUCGAAUGAGAAUUUAUAUGUUAGAUUGACAAACUUGGAGGGCUCUACAGUUGCUCCUCCAACAAUUGUUCAAACCUCCAUUAUACUUGCAGUUGGGAAUCGGCAACCCUCCCUGCCAAGGUGGAAGGAGUUGGCUCAAACAAUUCGGAAUUCUUCUGCAGGAAACCUUGGCCUAAAUCAUACUGUAUUUGGUAGAGUAAAGCAAAUACGUCUUUUCUCUUUUCCUCAACAUUCCUUGAAUAAUGGAGGAAAUACUGGUUCACCAAGUCCAGCUCCUCAACCAAAUCCAGAUCAUAAUCACCAUUACCUGCACCACCACCAUCAUCACCAUGGCCAUCAUCACCAUAUUCCUAUGCACCUUGCUCCUGCUCCUGUGCCUGAUACAGCUCCACAACCUGCUUACCAAUCUCCAACUCCCUCUGGCUGCCGAUAUCGAUUUUCAAGAAAACCAAGAAGCAAGGGUUAUUUGGCCCCAGUUGCUGCACCUGUUGAUGCUCCAAAGCAUUCUGCUGCACCAGAAGCUGUUUUGGGGCACUCUACUAGGCCUGCAAGUGCUCCACAACAUCUACUUGCUCCUCGUGUGCAUGAAAAUUCACCUGUUCCAGCUCCAAACAUGAAUCCACCUUCUCCUUCACCUGCUGUUUCUUUUACCCAUGUUCAACCUCGUAGUGAGGGUAUAACAGAUAACAAGCCUCCUGAUAGGUUGCCAUCUAUUUCACCUGCACCAUAUUCAUCUUUUGCUUCAGGCAAGAGUUCUGUUCAUUUGCUCCUUGCACCACUCUUGUACGUGAUACUGAGUUGUUAAGAAGGGAAAGCUGUCUACAAGAGAAGCUGGACAAAGUAGUCCCCGAUGCCAUAAGAAACCAGAAGUUAGCAGGGAGAUGCAACACAACUUUGAUGUUGUAUAUAUGGAGUAACUGCAGUUUAGCAGGUAUGUUUUCCGGUCAAAGCCACCGAGGUGGCAGGCCAUCGAUAGGUACGCAAGGGUUUCGCGGCUAUGUACUAUUUUUCACACUAAGUUAAGCAAUGUAUUUGGCCUCUAAUUAUUUCCUAUUGGCUUCCAUUUGACUGGA